Molecule: messenger RNA, 4772 nt
Organism: Plodia interpunctella (Indianmeal moth)
Lineage: Eukaryota; Metazoa; Arthropoda; Insecta; Lepidoptera; Pyralidae
Gene: ABCD
Product: ATP binding cassette subfamily D member 1
Exons: 15
Coding region: 501-2828 (775 amino acids)
Biological process (GO): fatty acid beta-oxidation; long-chain fatty acid import into peroxisome; very long-chain fatty acid catabolic process
Cellular component (GO): peroxisomal membrane
Molecular function (GO): long-chain fatty acid transmembrane transporter activity; ABC-type transporter activity; ATP binding
Source: RefSeq, a predicted model, not a curated record
UUUAUUUAUUUUUUGUGAAAUGUUAAUGCGCUGAGAUUUGUGCGUAUUUUUGUAUUUGUUUUGAAUACCUAUAGUCCUUAUUCAAAUAUCAAAAACAAAAGUAACUUUUUCGGUAAUCAAAUUAUUCUGUUAAGUGAUAGUUUCAGUUUGAGAUUAUAUUUAAUAAAUAAAACAAAACACAACAGCAGCCAAGUAAGCUCGAUCACAAAAGAAGUCAACUGUAAUGCUAAAAAUGGACGAGCAGCCAGAGAAGCCAACCACCACUUAAUCAUACAAACGUAACUAAAGAUAACCAGUUCUGUGAUCCCCAACCCAUGAUAGAUCUCCUACGAUAAGUGACGAUAGUUUUAAGAAUACCUUUAAAACGGACGAUAAACUUGACACAGUAAUUAACGCUGUAAAAAUUAAUAAAUAAUUUAAUACUGAUGCUAUAACAUAGAUAGUUGAUGAAUAAUAUAGAGAGGAAGUUGAUGGUAAUAAGAGUAUAGACAGAAUAAAAGAUGCCAGCGAUAUUGUCGAAGAUUCGAGAGCAGGCGUCGAGGGUGCAGCCUUCGUUGGCCGUGGGGGUUGGCGUGGGGGUGGCUCUGGCUGCUUGCGCCCUGUACAGCACCAGGGAAAAGAAGCAAGCCCCGCCCUGUCACAAUAAUAAUAAUUAUAAGGUGUCAAAGAACGGGAAGCUGCAAGCAGUUGAGAAUGGCAAUGCUGUUUCGGAGUGCGGGGGGCGGUGCGGGGCGGAGCAGUGUGCGCUGUGUAGAGGGGACGCCGACACGGAUAACAAACAGAAUAUUGAAGACGCGGACGAAACGCUAUCAGCACAAGAGGAGCACGUGCCAGGUCUGAACCUGGAGUUCCUCAGGCAGCUGGUGACGCUGGCCAAGAUCAUGGUGCCCGGAGUCAGGAGCCACGAGGUGGCGCUGCUGUCCGCGCACACCCUGUGUCUGUUCACGAGGACUUUCCUGUCUAUUUAUGUGGCUUCUUUGGAAGGUUCCAUUGUGAAACACAUAGUCCAGAAAGACAUGCGUCGCUUCGCAGCACUCCUCCUCCAAUGGUUCGGCAUCGCCGUACCUGCUACCUUCAUCAACUCCAUGAUCAGAUACCUUGAAGGCCGCCUAGCGCUUGCCUUCAGGACACGAUUGGUGAACCACGCCUACGAGUUAUACUUCAAGAAUCAAACAUAUUACAGGGUAGCUAACUUGGACGGCAGGAUCGAAAAUGCUGAUCAUAGACUAACAGAAGACGUGUCCGUGUUCACGCAGUCUGUGGCGCACCUGUACAGCUCUCUGACCAAGCCCUGCUUCGAUCUGCUGCUCAUCGUCCUCACCCUGGCUUCCUACUCCAGCAAGAUGAAGGGCAACAUCUUCUUGGGUCCGGGCAUAGCCACGGUGGUGAUCUGCCUGACGGGGCAGCUGCUGCGGCUGCUGAGCCCGCGCUUCGGCGCGCUGGCGGGCGAGGAGGCCCGCAUGAAGGCCAACCUGCGCCACGUGCACUCGCGGCUCAUCGCGCACGCGGAGGAGGUCGCCUUCUACGGCGGCCACAAGGUGGAGCUGGGCCAGCUCCAAUCCGCCUACCAAGAACUCGUCGCCCAAAUGACGUCGGUCUUCAACAAGAAACUGUGGUACGUGAUGCUGGAGCAGUUCUGCAUGAAGUAUGUCUGGUCCGGGACCGGCAUGGUCAUGUUGGCUCUGCCCAUACUCACCGCCACCGCCCGACACGGGUCAGGAGAAGAGAGUAUCAGCUCCCGAACAGAGUACAUGACUACGUCUCGCAACCUGCUCAACUCUGCUGCCGACGCCAUCGAGAGGCUUAUGUCUAGCUAUAAGGAAAUAGUGACGUUGGCGGGGUACGCGACCCGAGUGUCUGACAUGCUGACGGUGUUCGGUGAAGUCGCGCGCGGGCGCUGCGUGCGCCUCGUGCACAUCGCGGGUGCGCCGCACGCCGGCUUCCAGGUCACCUUCCGGGACAACCAACCCGUGCCACAAGGCAAGAUAAUCUAUACAAGCGAUUUAUCAAUCCGUCUCCGUAACGUCCCGAUCGUGACGCCGGCGUGCGACGUCGUGGCCAGCGGACUCAAUCUGGACAUUGCGCCUGGUACCCACCUGCUCAUCGUGGGACCCAACGGAUGCGGGAAAUCCAGUCUGUUCCGCAUAAUAUCCGGCCUGUGGCCCGUGCACGGCGGUGAGCUGUGGGUGCCGCGGCCGUGCGAGUGCGCGUACUGCACGGACGAGGUCACCGACCAGGACCACUGCACCACCAGGCCCAUCAUGUUCUACAUACCGCAGAGGCCCUACAUGUCAAUGGGUUCCCUCCUCGACCAAGUGACGUAUCCCUCUCGCGUGAUCGUGGGCUCAGCCGACGCCGUCACGGCCGAGGCCCGGGCGCUGAAGAUCCUGAAGCUGGUGCGGCUGGACACCAUGGCCGGGAGACACGGGGGGCUGAGGGCCGUGAGGGACUGGAGGGCCACGCUCUCCGGCGGGGAGAAGCAGAGGAUGGCUAUGGCUAGGAUGUUCUAUCACAGGCCGGUGUACGCCCUCCUGGACGAGUGCACGAGCGCGGUGUCGAUGGAGACGGAGGUGGUGAUGUACGAGGAGGCUGUCAAGGAGGGAAUCACGCUCCUCUCGAUCACACACAGGCCCAGCGUCUGGAAAUACCACACGCACGUUCUAGAAUUUGACGGCGCCGGUAGCUGGGCAUUCAGACCACUAGAGAAAGACGCCCCGGCCAUCACACCCCCGCCACUAUCCAUCACAGCUAACACAAACGCAACACCUAACAAUACUAAUAUUGGCAGCAAUCUAGCUAAUAACGCGGCAGAGACGAGCGAACACUGAGACUUGCCAAAAUUAGGAAAAAAUAUGAUUAAUUAGCUUUUUUUAACACUUUUCCAUGUAUCUUUACACCAAAAAUAACAGGCCGUUGCGCGACUUUGCUAUUUACAUCUCAACAUCGCGUCGAUUCGCAGUGAGACGCAGUUAACCAAUCACAGUGCGCCAUUGUGACGCAACGACGACCACACCGCAAUGUGAUUGGUUCGCUGCGUCUCACUUCGAAUCGAUUCUAUAGUGAGAAGUGAAAUGUAAACCCGCAAUUUCCUCAGUUUGAUUUUUGAGGUAAAAGAAGGACAAACAUACUUUUACAUAUGUAAUAUUUAUAAGUAUUGAUUCGAAUGUUUGUGACGAUUUACGAUUCUUACAGAUGAAUGAAAUUAUAUCACAAAGACCGACAUCUUACGAAUAUAUGUUUCUCAUUUGAAUAUAACGGAAAACGCGGCGUAGAUGGCAGCACCAACACAAUCCAUGGUGAACAGGUCAAUAACAUUUGUCAUUCUGUCAUUGUCAAUGUCAAAAUAAACUGUUGACAUCCUAUACUGUAUUCUGGUAUGAUGACUGCAGCAACAUUUGGCAGAAUAAUUAAGAGGAGCCACGAAAUUAAAAAAAAAGACGAAUGUCAAGAUUAAGAGCAAAAAUUUGACAAAAGAACAAUGAUUUAUACUUUAAUCGCGUAUAAUAUGUUGACUUAAAUACAAAAUUACGAAGCACGCAACAAGUUGUAAAAUAUAAGAUAAUUUUUGGUUCAGACAAGUAUGUCUGAAAUUUAUCUAUUAAAAAUAUAUGAAUCAUUCACAAUAUAGCUAUAGGAAUAUCAUCACACAUUUUCGCGUAUUGUCUCUAAAUUUAUACAGGGUUUUUUUCGGUUAAUUUUUUAAAGAAGUUAUAAAUCUAGAUUGUGAUAAGUAGAAAGGUUAUUAAGGUUAUUAUACAAAAUUUUUAGUGACUAUAGUGACAAUCUCUAGGAAGAUUUACCAGACCAAUAUAAUGACAACAAUCGCUCUUAUCAGGUUACUGGUGUCCAUAUGGGCAGCGGUGUUUGCUUACCAUCAGGCAACACGGAAACUCGUUCGCCUGCUAUGCUAUAAAAAUAAAUGUUAUAAAAGAAACAAUGUAGUGUCUUUUAGAUAUGUUAUGUCGUUUAAAAUACGGCCACUAUAAUAAAUAACAUUUAAAGUAGAAAUUGGCUAUCCGAAUUAGUUUAUUUACCUAUAUGGCAAUGUAUAAUGUUUAUGUGUUAAAAGACUACGGAACAAUAAAAAAGAGAAAGAAAAAGUAAUAAAAACUCAUUUUUUUAUUGUUCCGUGAGAUAAACAUUAUUGACGUUUUAGGCUAAAGAAUAACACGUCACGUUCAGUCAAAGCUAUAUUAAAAUCUUUGUGUCGUUUAAUUGACAACCUCUAAUAUAUGAAAUUAAUUCCAGUAGGUACGUUACAUCAAUAAAACUUAAUUUUAAAUUAAGAAAACAAUGGAAAAAGAAAACAAGUAAUAUUUAUAUAUUACAAUGUUGCCACACUUAGAAAUUGGCGUAAUGAUCAAAGUGUUACCAGUGUAAAUACUUUUUCAAAGUUUUUAUUCUAUGGAAUCUAAAUCACAAAAACUUUCUAUGAUUCUUUUGUAAAUGAUUGUACAAUUUCAAUUCUUAGAUUUUAUGUGAGAUUAAUAAAAAAAAAAUGGCUGUCACUAUAAUUAUAAUUUUUUAUAUUUUAUAAUUUGUUUUCAUAUUAUUAUUGAAAAUUCUAUAUUUUAAUUUAUUUUUAAAUGUGUUGGUUUGUACAUUCGGGCGUUAUAAUAGCUGUUUGUGUCGUCGUAAUGACGUUUAUGUUUUUGCUCCCGAGUCUACCUGUGUGUAUUGUAUAAUUGUAAAUAAAUAUAAUUUGUGUAUAUUACUUUCGCUAGGUUCUGAUGGAAAUAUGAAGAGAUGAAAUAAAAAGGGGUUUAAAUAAU